This is a messenger RNA of Daphnia pulicaria, 878 nucleotides long. RefSeq names its product CAR1 transcription factor-like. Lineage: Eukaryota; Metazoa; Arthropoda; Branchiopoda; Diplostraca; Daphniidae. The coding region runs from base 89 to 649 and encodes 186 amino acids. The transcript is spliced from 2 exons. The record is from RefSeq and is a predicted model, not a curated record.
UAUAAAAGCAAUGGAACGGGCAGUAAUAAUUCAGCAGACUCAUCGUCUUCAUCUCUUAAGCUACUUUCCACUCUUUUAGAGCAAUAAGAUGAAAAUUUCGGCAUCAGCAGUGAUUAUUUUUCUGGUUUGCAUGAUGGCUUCGGCCAACGCUGCAAGACCACAACAUCCGUUUAUGCAUAAGCCCCGUCCAUUGGCAAGUAACAGCAACGUCAACAUCAACACCAACACGAAUGACAACACCAACUACAACCUCAUCAGCUCCCUUUUGUCUCAACUGACCGGCAACGAGGAACAAAACGACUGUGUUUACGGCGACUUCUCUUGCUUCGAGAAAAUGUUGGGGGCUAAAGGGGCUAAAGGUCUUGCUAAGGAGAAGCCAGAGACGACCCCAGAAAACGAGGACAAUGAUGUUCCUGAAGAGGACAACACAGAGAUCUUGGGCUUAGAAAAAACGUCCGAUGUUAAUUCAAAGCGUCGCCCCUUGAGACCUACUCGCCUUUCUAGAACAAGCAACUACAACGUUAAUUCCAACAGCAACAGCAACUCUAACAAUGACUUGAGCUCUAUUUUAGCAUCUCUCGAGCAGUUUCUUGAUAUGGACAUUAAGAAACGUGCUGCCAAAGCAGCCCCCGCCAUCGCUGCAGAAUGAAUAGUUUCCAAAACUACUGGUGGAAACGGAAUAUUUCUUCAAUAACGGAAUUCGAUAACAGGAACCGCGACUUAAUACAUUUUAAUUAUUUUGUCUUUAAAAUAUUUGAUUGGCUGUAGUGUUGUAGGUUUAAAUCAUUUCCUCUACCCGCCCCCAUAAUGUUCUCCGUUAUGUAACGGUUUUGGAUAUGUUUUUUUAAACGAUAAAUGAAUAAAAUCAAUGAAUUGCA